Messenger RNA from Brassica rapa (field mustard), 12095 nucleotides. Its product is annotated as probable LRR receptor-like serine/threonine-protein kinase At1g51860. The record is from RefSeq and is a predicted model, not a curated record. Gene Ontology annotation, biological process: protein phosphorylation. Lineage: Eukaryota; Viridiplantae; Streptophyta; Magnoliopsida; Brassicales; Brassicaceae. Gene Ontology annotation, molecular function: ATP binding; protein kinase activity.
UUUUCCACUUCACAAAUUUUUUUUUGUAUUUUUGUCAGCGAAAAUACAAAUUUACGUAUUUAAGUUCUUUUUUAUUUCACAACUUUUUUUUAUUGACAAAAUACUUACAUAAUCGUCCCAUUCCACCAUUCCAUAAAUUUACCAAUCUUCGGAGAAUUACACGUCUUGAAUCUAGGAUCUAUUAUUUUGAAUUCUGGUGUUGUUUGUGUAAAACUAGGAUCUACCAUUUUACUGUAAACGAAAGGUAACGAACACAUACACUAAAGUCCAAUCUCAAUGGUGGAAGUUAUAUAUAUAUUGGGGCGAAAUUAGACGCCAACAAUUAUAUAAUUGAAGUCAGCUCUUUGUUAUUACAGGCAAUGUAGCUAACGACGAGGUCACAUAUUACAAUUGCCAAAACUGACUAGUUCGUUUGAAAUCAUUCUACUUAUAUAAUUUGAAACCUAGUGGCGUGAUGCCAUAAACAAUGUCGUAGGCAAGUAAGGCUACUGUUACAAUCACCUGAUAAUCUAAUGUUGAAUGAAGACUUUGCACAAAGUUGACCAAUACAUAUGUUACCUCAAUUUCUUGCUUAUCAAAAGCAAUGAACUAAGAAUAAUAGUCUCCUCUAAAUCUGAUUCAGCUAUUCAAGAAGAAAUGAAGUUUCUUGAUUGGUUUCUUCUUCUCUUGAUCAUCGCUCUUACCAUUCUGAGAUCAGUCCAAGCUCAAAACCAAGCAGGAUUCAUCAGCUUGGAUUGUGGAUUGGUUCCAAAGAACACCAAUUAUGUAGAGAAGACGACUAAUAUAAGAUACAAAUCAGAUGCGGAUUACAUUGAUAGUGGAUCGGUCGGGAAGGUUAAUGAUGCAUACAAGACUCAGUUUCAGCAACAACUUUGGUCCUUGAGAAGCUUCCCUGAGGGUCGAAGAAACUGCUACAACGUCAACGUCACAGCGAAUAGCAAAUAUCUGAUCAGAGGAAGCUUUGUGUAUGGGAACUAUGAUGGCCUUAAUCAACUCCCUAGCUUUGAUCUUCAUAUAGGUCCUAACAAAUGGUCUUCUGUUACAAUAGUAGGAGUAGCAAAUUUUUCAAUGACCGAGAUCAUCCAUGUCGUCACACAAGAACGUCUUCAAGUUUGUCUUGUUAAGACAGGACCAACAACACCGUUCAUCUCAUCGCUUGAGCUUCGUCCAUUGAAUAAUAAAAGUUACGUCACACAAACCGGGUCAUUGAAGCGCUUCGCCAGAAGAUACUUUUCAAGCAGUUCAAGAGUCAUAAGGUAUGAUGAGGACCAAAACGACCAAGCAUGGAGUCCAUUCUUGAAUUCUGUUACCUCAACGAUAAGCACUGAUCUCAAUGUUGAUACAAGUAAUAGCUUCUACGAAGUGCCUCAAGCCGUGAUAAGGACUGCUGGUGUCCCGGUAAAUGCCAGUGAGCCAUGGAGCAUACGGUGGACUCUUGAUGAACCCACUGACCUCUCAUAUGUAUACAUGCAUUUCGCCGAAGUCCAAACUCUAAAAGACAAUGACAUUAGAGAGUUUAACAUUACUUACAACAAUGGUAUUCGUUGGUACCCGUUUUUAAGGCCUGAAAGUCUAAAAAUUUCAACCAUCGCCAAUCCAAGGGCCAUAAGUUCUCCUGAUGGGAAAUUUAAUUUCACUUUUACAAUGACUGGUAACUCAACUCUUCCUCCACUUCUCAACGCACUCGAGAUUUAUACAGUUGUAGACAUUCUACAGCUUGAGACAGAUAAGGAUGAAGUUUCUGCUAUGAUUAACAUCAAGAAGACAUAUGGUUUAAGCAAAAAGAUAAGCUGGCAAGGAGAUCCGUGUGUUCCUCAGCUUUACCUGUGGGAAGGUUUGAACUGUAGUUAUCCUGAUUCUGAGCCAUCACGGAUCAUAUCCUUGAAAUUGAAUGGGAGCGAGUUGAUCGGUACCAUAACAUCUGACAUAUCCAAGCUAACACAGCUAAUAGAGCUAGAUUUGUCAAAGAAUGAUUUAUCAGGAGAGAUUCCAGCAUUUUUUGCUGAUAUGAAGUUGUUGAAACUCAUAAACUUGAGUGGAAACCCGAAGCUUAAUCUCACAGUUCCAGCCUCUCUUCAGGAACGGCUAAACAGCAAAUCUUUAACACUUAUUUUGGGUGAUACCCUGAAUCCGACUGUGAAAGGCAAGAGUAGUAAGACUCCAGUGGCUGCUAUCGCAGCGUCAGUGGCUGGAGUGUUCGUUCUGGUAGUUAUCUUGGCCAUUUUCUUCGUUGUUAGAAAGAAAAAAACAAAAACCAACGCUGCUCCAGGACCCCCAUCAGCCAGUCCCGGUAUAGCUAAGAGUGAGACAAGAUCAUCCAAUCCAUCAAUCAUAUCAAAGGACCGUAGGAUCACCUACUCCGAGGUACUGAAGAUGACUAAUAACUUCCAGAGGGUUCUUGGCAAAGGAGGGUUUGGAACAGUGUACCAUGGAAACUUGGAUGAUGCUGAAGUUGCUGUGAAAAUGCUCUCUCAUUCGUCAGCUCAAGGUUACAAAGAAUUCAAAGCAGAGGUGGAGCUUCUUUUAAGAGUUCACCACAGACACUUGGUGGGACUUGUUGGGUACUGUGAUGACGGAGAUAACCUGGCUCUCAUCUAUGAAUACAUGGCAAAUGGAGACCUGAGGGAAAACAUGUCUGGUAAACACUUCCACUGCAUGAUUUUGAUUUUGGCUGAAACUAUCUUCUUCCACAGUUUAAGACAUUCAAAACUUGGUACAGGAAAACGAGGAGGCAAUGUCAUAACCUGGGAGAACAGGAUGCAAAUAGCUGUAGAGUCAGCUCAAGGAUUGGAGUAUCUGCACAAUGGAUGUAGGCCUCCUAUGGUCCAUAGAGAUGUGAAAACUACCAACAUCUUGUUGACUGAGCGGUACGGAGCAAAACUAGCCGACUUUGGUCUCUCGAGAUCCUUCCCUAUCGAUGGUGAAUGUCAUGUCUCCACAGUGGUUGCAGGCACACCAGGCUAUCUAGACCCUGAGUACUACAGAACAAACUGGCUAAGCGAGAAGAGUGACGUGUACAGCUUUGGGGUAGUGCUACUAGAGAUAGUCACAAACCAGCCUGUGAUAGAUAAAACUCGAGAGAGACCUCAUAUCAAUGAAUGGGUUGGGUUCAUGCUCACCAAAGGAGACAUCAGGAGCAUCAUUGAUCCGAAACUGAUGGGAGACUAUGACACAAACGGUGCUUGGAAGAUCGUAGAGCUGGCUAUGGCUUGUGUGAACCCCUCUUCGAACCAGAGACCAAAAAUGGCACACGUUGUGAUGGAGCUAAACGAGUGUGUGGCCUUGGAAAUUGCGAGGAGACAGGGUAGUCAAGAGAUGUACUCAAAUAAUUCACUUGACUAUAGUCUCUCUGAGUUUGCCCCUGGAGCUAGAUAACUUGAAAAUGUGUUUGAUGUGAUUUUAUGGAGAACUAUUCGGUUUGUUGUUGUUUGUUUUGCUUUCCGUUGUGAAACUCUACAGUUUCUGUUUUGGCAGAAGCAAUGUACGUUCAAUAUAUUUGAAGAAGGGCUAAUUGGCGAAAUAGCCAUUUUUUGAUGAUAAAUUAAGGAAGUAGUGAUGAUUUUGACAUAAUUCAUUGUCAGGCUUUUGUGCUUCUUCUCACCCGGUUAUGCCCUUUAAAGUAAUAGGUCACCGGUUUCAUAUUACAAAGUAAACGACGUGGUGGAUUUGCGUCGCACCGUAACAAUCACAAAAACAUACGGAGCGCGUGACAGAGAUGUAUUCAACACAUUAUGAAAGGGGAUGCAGAUAUAUGAGUAGAUAAAGAUCGUAAGUGUACCAAAAACAAACGGCGAAUUGACGACAAUGAAACAAGUGUAUUCUAUACCAAUUAUAGAAGGUCCAUACUACGUAGUAUAAGGCGAAUAGUAUCCUUAUAAAUGUAGUUCCAAUUGAAAGAGCAUAUAAAUACUUUGGGUACAGUUGAAAUGUGUAUGACGCAAGGAAAGAACGUAGUACUUUACCCAAAUGAAAGCCAAAUACUCAUUUUGCCAGCUUCAGAUAGGCAAAAUCAACAGUUACUAUUUAGAACCGAACUAUUCCAUAUGGUAUACAACAAUAUCAUAGCUAGAGUUGUGUGGGAGUUAGAAAGUACCGUACAUGGGGUUGGAUGAAGAGACGGGUACAUAUAGCGUGGGAUACGUCUAAUAUAACAACAUGGACGUGAGGCUUGGCCCUGGUCAACCAAAACCCUUUGAAUGCAACAACAUGAUACAAACCAUCAAAUUUAUAUGAGUGUAUGUUUCAUGCCACAUGAACAAUAUAGAAUAUAAACUUGGGAAUGUAAUUUACCAAUAUAAUCACUUACAAAGACAAUGACUUCUACGGUUGGGGAGAGAUGGUGACAUAAUUAAUGACAAUGGCUUACAGCUACUCCAUAUUAAAGAGUAGGAGGAAGCCACGUAAACAUGUGGAGUUAGUAAAGAUAUUUUUACUGUGUGGAGUUAAACAAAUGGUGUAAAUUAGUAGUUGUAUCAAUAAAUGUUGUAUUCCAUCUUCUUAUCAAUGCAAGUCAAUCUGAAGAAACUCAAAGCAAUGAGGUUGAGAAUUUAUAAACCCUAAUCCAAUAUCAAUCCCAAUCUUUCGUAAACUAAACUCAAAUUUCGAAAUACAAGUAAUAUUCAUUUCUAUUCUACAUGUACAUAUAGAAUAGAAAAUGUGACAAACGAUAUAACAAAUACAAAUAUAUUGUUCAAAUUUUGAAGUGUUUGUGAUUGCAAGGAAUGUGGUAAUGCUUACACUAAACUCAAAUGUUGAUAUGGCUAUGCCUUCAUGGAAGGUGGUAAUGCUUGCCCCAAUGUCAAUUCCAAUCGUACAUAAACUAAACCCUAUCAACUAAUCACUAAACCCUACACGGAAAUAUAAACCCUAAUUCAAUGUCAACUCCAAUCUUUCAUAAACUAAACCCUCGCCACUAAUACUAAAUCCUACAUGGAAAUAUAAACCCUAAUCUAAUGCCCCAACUUUAAUGUCAACCCCAAUCUUUCAUAAAUUAAAUCCAAAUUUCGAAAUACAAGUAACAUGCAUUUCCAUUCUACAUGAGCAUAUAAAAUAGAAAAGGUGAAUAUAUAGUUGCUAUCUAAAGAUCAUCUUAAUAUAUUUCUCAAAUGUUGAUAUGGAUAUAUCUUCGUGAAAAAUGGUAAUGUUUGCCCCAAUGUAAUUGUACAUAAACUAAACCAUAUCAACUAAUCCCAGAAAUAUAAACCCUAAUCCAAAGUUAACCCCAAUCUUUCAUAAACGAAACUCUAACCACUAAUUACUAAACCCUACAUGGAAAUAUAAACUCUAAUCUAAUAUGAACCCCAAUCUUUCAUAAACUAAACCCAAAUUUCAAAAUUUUAUCAUAUAGAAUAGAAAAGGUAAAAAUCAAUAUAGCAUAGUGCAUAUAUAUUAUUCAAAUUUUGAAGUGUCUAUGAUUAAUUGGAAUGGGCUAAUGCUUACACCAAAUUUCGAUUGACUGUAGCGAAAAGAAAUGAAGAUUGACGGUAUUAGAGAAAAGAGGUGCAAGAGACAACAUCAUAUAAAUAUCAUUCAACAUCACAUUGUAUUCUUUUUAAUUUGAUGUCAUAAUAAAUUCUAUUCCAUUUAAAUUCAAUAUAUUAUUUCUCUUUACAAAAUCAUAUACAGACUAAUAUAAAACAUAUGUAUACACCAAUUCAGAACUCAUAUCAAUAGAACAUGAAACAACAACGAACAAGAUGAAACCUCUCUUUCAAGCAUCAAAUGAAAUAUAACUUACUAAAUAAUACAUUAUAUAUUAAUAAAAAUGGCAAAUAAGAGAAAAACCAAAUUUGAAGGAAAGACAAUCUAUUCCAUUUCAUAAAGUAGUAUAUAAAUACUAUUACCCUUCCAACUCAUCCAUGACAAACCUGAAGAACAAAAUAAAAAUGAAGACACACGUUCGUUUACAAGUUGGAAGGAAAUAAUAGCAUAUGAGAUAGGCUACAAGUAUAUGAAUUACUUUAUGCUUAGGUUAUAUGUUUAGUUGUGUCAAUCUCAAAUAGCCUAUGCGAGUAAAGAAGUAACAUAUGCAUUUAGAAUUGUACCAUCUGAUAUAAUAUAGAAUUUAUAUAUAUGGAAUGAAACAUAUGGUCAGAUGGAAUGAAAAGCGAAUAGUAUAUUAGUUCUGAUAUGAUUCUUCAGAAAUAGCAGAGGAAUGGAAUGACAGGUAGCCAAUCUUUAAAACUAAGAUUUCCCAUUUCAAAUAGCACAAGAUCCAUAAGAUAUUCCAUUUCACAGAGAAGUAAACUUAUUUAUCGUAAAAGAGACUUUUCAUUCCAUAAUUACUAUCCUCCCUUCGCAGUAAACAUAUGAGUACGACGAACCAAAAAAUUUCAACCUUAAAUCAAUUUGUUUACCUCAGAUUACCAGAUCAGAUAUGCAACAGAAACGCUGAGUUAGAUUUAUCAACUUAGAAUAGACUAGGGCUGAAUCUAUUCCAAAUAGGGGAAAUGAAAUUGAAACAAUUGAAUAUACGUUAGAAAACAGAAAAGUUACAAUAUUACAACAGAUCUCAACCUAAUCGCCGAUAUGAAAGAGAUGAGGUUCUGGUGAUCGUUCACGCCGAUCACACUUACGAACUCUUCUCGCAACCAAUUUAAUUGUACAUAAACUAAACCAUAUCAACUAAUCCCAGAAAUAUAAACCCUAAUCCAAAGUUAACCCCAAUCUUUCAUAAACGAAACUCUAACCACUAAUUACUAAACCCUACAUGGAAAUAUAAACUCUAAUCUAAUAUGAACCCCAAUCUUUCAUAAACUAAACCCAAAUUUCAAAAUUUUAUCAUAUAGAAUAGAAAAGGUAAAAAUCAAUAUAGCAUAGUGCAUAUAUAUUAUUCAAAUUUUGAAGUGUCUAUGAUUAAUUGGAAUGGGCUAAUGCUUACACCAAAUUUCGAUUGACUGUAGCGAAAAGAAAUGAAGAUUGACGGUAUUAGAGAAAAGAGGUGCAAGAGACAACAUCAUAUAAAUAUCAUUCAACAUCACAUUGUAUUCUUUUUAAUUUGAUGUCAUAAUAAAUUCUAUUCCAUUUAAAUUCAAUAUAUUAUUUCUCUUUACAAAAUCAUAUACAGACUAAUAUAAAACAUAUGUAUACACCAAUUCAGAACUCAUAUCAAUAGAACAUGAAACAACAACGAACAAGAUGAAACCUCUCUUUCAAGCAUCAAAUGAAAUAUAACUUACUAAAUAAUACAUUAUAUAUUAAUAAAAAUGGCAAAUAAGAGAAAAACCAAAUUUGAAGGAAAGACAAUCUAUUCCAUUUCAUAAAGUAGUAUAUAAAUACUAUUACCCUUCCAACUCAUCCAUGACAAACCUGAAGAACAAAAUAAAAAUGAAGACACACGUUCGUUUACAAGUUGGAAGGAAAUAAUAGCAUAUGAGAUAGGCUACAAGUAUAUGAAUUACUUUAUGCUUAGGUUAUAUGUUUAGUUGUGUCAUUCUCAAAUAGCCUAUGCGAGUAAAGAAGUAACAUAUGCAUUUAGAAUUGUACCAUCUGAUAUAAUAUAGAAUUUAUAUAUAUGGAAUGAAACAUAUGGUCAGAUGGAAUGAAAAGCGAAUAGUAUAUUAGUUCUGAUAUGAUUCUUCAGAAAUAGCAGAGGAAUGGAAUGACAGGUAGCCAAUCUUUAAAACUAAGAUUUCCCAUUUCAAAUAGCACAAGAUCCAUAAGAUAUUCCAUUUCACAGAGAAGUAAACUUAUUUAUCGUAAAAGAGACUUUUCAUUCCAUAAUUACUAUCCUCCCUUCGCAGUAAACAUAUGAGUACGACGAACCAAAAAAUUUCAACCUUAAAUCAAUUUGUUUACCUCAGAUUACCAGAUCAGAUAUGCAACAGAAACGCUGAGUUAGAUUUAUCAACUUAGAAUAGACUAGGGCUGAAUCUAUUCCAAAUAGGGGAAAUGAAAUUGAAACAAUUGAAUAUACGUUAGAAAACAGAAAAGUUACAAUAUUACAACAGAUCUCAACCUAAUCGCCGAUAUGAAAGAGAUGAGGUUCUGGUGAUCGUUCACGCCGAUCACACUUACGAACUCUUCUCGCAACCAAUUUAAUUGUACAUAAACUAAACCAUAUCAACUAAUCCCAGAAAUAUAAACCCUAAUCCAAAGUUAACCCCAAUCUUUCAUAAACGAAACUCUAACCACUAAUUACUAAACCCUACAUGGAAAUAUAAACUCUAAUCUAAUAUGAACCCCAAUCUUUCAUAAACUAAACCCAAAUUUCAAAAUUUUAUCAUAUAGAAUAGAAAAGGUAAAAAUCAAUAUAGCAUAGUGCAUAUAUAUUAUUCAAAUUUUGAAGUGUCUAUGAUUAAUUGGAAUGGGCUAAUGCUUACACCAAAUUUCGAUUGACUGUAGCGAAAAGAAAUGAAGAUUGACGGUAUUAGAGAAAAGAGGUGCAAGAGACAACAUCAUAUAAAUAUCAUUCAACAUCACAUUGUAUUCUUUUUAAUUUGAUGUCAUAAUAAAUUCUAUUCCAUUUAAAUUCAAUAUAUUAUUUCUCUUUACAAAAUCAUAUACAGACUAAUAUAAAACAUAUGUAUACACCAAUUCAGAACUCAUAUCAAUAGAACAUGAAACAACAACGAACAAGAUGAAACCUCUCUUUCAAGCAUCAAAUGAAAUAUAACUUACUAAAUAAUACAUUAUAUAUUAAUAAAAAUGGCAAAUAAGAGAAAAACCAAAUUUGAAGGAAAGACAAUCUAUUCCAUUUCAUAAAGUAGUAUAUAAAUACUAUUACCCUUCCAACUCAUCCAUGACAAACCUGAAGAACAAAAUAAAAAUGAAGACACACGUUCGUUUACAAGUUGGAAGGAAAUAAUAGCAUAUGAGAUAGGCUACAAGUAUAUGAAUUACUUUAUGCUUAGGUUAUAUGUUUAGUUGUGUCAUUCUCAAAUAGCCUAUGCGAGUAAAGAAGUAACAUAUGCAUUUAGAAUUGUACCAUCUGAUAUAAUAUAGAAUUUAUAUAUAUGGAAUGAAACAUAUGGUCAGAUGGAAUGAAAAGCGAAUAGUAUAUUAGUUCUGAUAUGAUUCUUCAGAAAUAGCAGAGGAAUGGAAUGACAGGUAGCCAAUCUUUAAAACUAAGAUUUCCCAUUUCAAAUAGCACAAGAUCCAUAAGAUAUUCCAUUUCACAGAGAAGUAAACUUAUUUAUCGUAAAAGAGACUUUUCAUUCCAUAAUUACUAUCCUCCCUUCGCAGUAAACAUAUGAGUACGACGAACCAAAAAAUUUCAACCUUAAAUCAAUUUGUUUACCUCAGAUUACCAGAUCAGAUAUGCAACAGAAACGCUGAGUUAGAUUUAUCAACUUAGAAUAGACUAGGGCUGAAUCUAUUCCAAAUAGGGGAAAUGAAAUUGAAACAAUUGAAUAUACGUUAGAAAACAGAAAAGUUACAAUAUUACAACAGAUCUCAACCUAAUCGCCGAUAUGAAAGAGAUGAGGUUCUGGUGAUCGUUCACGCCGAUCACACUUACGAACUCUUCUCGCAACCAAUUUAAUUGUACAUAAACUAAACCAUAUCAACUAAUCCCAGAAAUAUAAACCCUAAUCCAAAGUUAACCCCAAUCUUUCAUAAACGAAACUCUAACCACUAAUUACUAAACCCUACAUGGAAAUAUAAACUCUAAUCUAAUAUGAACUCCAAUCUUUCAUAAACUAAACCCAAAUUUCAAAAUUUUAUCAUAUAGAAUAGAAAAGGUAAAAAUCAAUAUAGCAUAGUGCAUAUAUAUUAUUCAAAUUUUGAAGUGUCUAUGAUUAAUUGGAAUGGGCUAAUGCUUACACCAAAUUUCGAUUGACUGUAGCGAAAAGAAAUGAAGAUUGACGGUAUUAGAGAAAAGAGGUGCAAGAGACAACAUCAUAUAAAUAUCAUUCAACAUCACAUUGUAUUCUUUUUAAUUUGAUGUCAUAAUAAAUUCUAUUCCAUUUAAAUUCAAUAUAUUAUUUCUCUUUACAAAAUCAUAUACAGACUAAUAUAAAACAUAUGUAUACACCAAUUCAGAACUCAUAUCAAUAGAACAUGAAACAACAACGAACAAGAUGAAACCUCUCUUUCAAGCAUCAAAUGAAAUAUAACUUACUAAAUAAUACAUUAUAUAUUAAUAAAAAUGGCAAAUAAGAGAAAAACCAAAUUUGAAGGAAAGACAAUCUAUUCCAUUUCAUAAAGUAGUAUAUAAAUACUAUUACCCUUCCAACUCAUCCAUGACAAACCUGAAGAACAAAAUAAAAAUGAAGACACACGUUCGUUUACAAGUUGGAAGGAAAUAAUAGCAUAUGAGAUAGGCUACAAGUAUAUGAAUUACUUUAUGCUUAGGUUAUAUGUUUAGUUGUGUCAUUCUCAAAUAGCCUAUGCGAGUAAAGAAGUAACAUAUGCAUUUAGAAUUGUACCAUCUGAUAUAAUAUAGAAUUUAUAUAUAUGGAAUGAAACAUAUGGUCAGAUGGAAUGAAAAGCGAAUAGUAUAUUAGUUCUGAUAUGAUUCUUCAGAAAUAGCAGAGGAAUGGAAUGACAGGUAGCCAAUCUUUAAAACUAAGAUUUCCCAUUUCAAAUAGCACAAGAUCCAUAAGAUAUUCCAUUUCACAGAGAAGUAAACUUAUUUAUCGUAAAAGAGACUUUUCAUUCCAUAAUUACUAUCCUCCCUUCGCAGUAAACAUAUGAGUACGACGAACCAAAAAAUUUCAACCUUAAAUCAAUUUGUUUACCUCAGAUUACCAGAUCAGAUAUGCAACAGAAACGCUGAGUUAGAUUUAUCAACUUAGAAUAGACUAGGGCUGAAUCUAUUCCAAAUAGGGGAAAUGAAAUUGAAACAAUUGAAUAUACGUUAGAAAACAGAAAAGUUACAAUAUUACAACAGAUCUCAACCUAAUCGCCGAUAUGAAAGAGAUGAGGUUCUGGUGAUCGUUCACGCCGAUCACACUUACGAACUCUUCUCGCAACCAAUUUAAUUGUACAUAAACUAAACCAUAUCAACUAAUCCCAGAAAUAUAAACCCUAAUCCAAAGUUAACCCCAAUCUUUCAUAAACGAAACUCUAACCACUAAUUACUAAACCCUACAUGGAAAUAUAAACUCUAAUCUAAUAUGAACUCCAAUCUUUCAUAAACUAAACCCAAAUUUCAAAAUUUUAUCAUAUAGAAUAGAAAAGGUAAAAAUCAAUAUAGCAUAGUGCAUAUAUAUUAUUCAAAUUUUGAAGUGUCUAUGAUUAAUUGGAAUGGGCUAAUGCUUACACCAAAUUUCGAUUGACUGUAGCGAAAAGAAAUGAAGAUUGACGGUAUUAGAGAAAAGAGGUGCAAGAGACAACAUCAUAUAAAUAUCAUUCAACAUCACAUUGUAUUCUUUUUAAUUUGAUGUCAUAAUAAAUUCUAUUCCAUUUAAAUUCAAUAUAUUAUUUCUCUUUACAAAAUCAUAUACAGACUAAUAUAAAACAUAUGUAUACACCAAUUCAGAACUCAUAUCAAUAGAACAUGAAACAACAACGAACAAGAUGAAACCUCUCUUUCAAGCAUCAAAUGAAAUAUAACUUACUAAAUAAUACAUUAUAUAUUAAUAAAAAUGGCAAAUAAGAGAAAAACCAAAUUUGAAGGAAAGACAAUCUAUUCCAUUUCAUAAAGUAGUAUAUAAAUACUAUUACCCUUCCAACUCAUCCAUGACAAACCUGAAGAACAAAAUAAAAAUGAAGACACACGUUCGUUUACAAGUUGGAAGGAAAUAAUAGCAUAUGAGAUAGGCUACAAGUAUAUGAAUUACUUUAUGCUUAGGUUAUAUGUUUAGUUGUGUCAUUCUCAAAUAGCCUAUGCGAGUAAAGAAGUAACAUAUGCAUUUAGAAUUGUACCAUCUGAUAUAAUAUAGAAUUUAUAUAUAUGGAAUGAAACAUAUGGUCAGAUGGAAUGAAAAGCGAAUAGUAUAUUAGUUCUGAUAUGAUUCUUCAGAAAUAGCAGAGGAAUGGAAUGACAGGUAGCCAAUCUUUAAAACUAAGAUUUCCCAUUUCAAAUAGCACAAGAUCCAUAAGAUAUUCCAUUUCACAGAGAAGUAAACUUAUUUAUCGUAAAAGAGACUUUUCAUUCCAUAAUUACUAUCCUCCCUUCGCAGUAAACAUAUGAGUACGACGAACCAAAAAAU